UUCAUUUCGUCGUCACACUUGCGAUUCUUGAGAUAUUCAGGUGGCCUGUGACCAUAGAUUGGAAAUCACUGAUUUUACAACAUAUUUAUUUAAGAGAUACUGAUCCUUGAGAUGAUCAAUACGUUAAACAUUUUCUCUUUUUCCUAGCCCUUUCGGUUUUCGAGCAAGGAUGUUUUCGAUCACCUGGCAAUCAUUUGACUCAUUUAUCCACAGCUCAGUUCAGAAGCAUAAUAUUGAAAUGUGGUGUUGGGCAAACUUGUAGAAAAGUGUUUUUCCUACAAUUAUCGCCAAGGACGCGAUAUCCUAACUCUCAUAUAUACGGCGUGAGAGCGCUAGUACCACCUACUCAUACUAAACGAUCGAAAAAUCCGAUCGUUUAGUAUGAGUAGGUGGUACUAACACUUUUACGCAGUCAAUAUAAGAGUUAGAAUAUGGCGUCCUUGAUGAUAAUUGUAGGAAAAACAAUAAUCUACAAGUUUGUCGAACAUCACAUUUUAAUAUUAGGCUUCUGAACUGAGUUAUAGACAAAUGAGUCAAAUGAUUGCCAGAUGAUCGAAAACAUCCUUGUUUUUGAGAUAUUCACGUGGCCUGUGACCAUAGAUUGGAAACCACUGAUUUUUCAACAUAUUUAUAUCAGAGAUACUGAUCCUUGAGAUGAUAAAUCCGUUAAUCAUUUGCUCUUCUCCCUGGCACUUUCGGUUCUUGAGCUAUUCACGUGGCCCGUGAGCAUAGAUUGGGAACCACUGAUCUUUAAAAUUUAAUUACAUAGUGAUAAGUACAUAGUAUGUACUACAUACUCCCUGAAGUGCAGAAUGCGAAAAACCUUUCCACAUUAUCCUCACACCUAUGAUUCUUGAAACAUUCGCAUGGCCAAUGACCGCAGGUUGGGCAAAACUGCAAAAUUAUUGAUUGUAACUAAAUAACUUAACCUUUUCACAGGUUUGGAACUUUGUGAUUUCGAUCUUCACAAACUAAUUAUAAAAUAGAAAAAAACACUCGCACUACGCACUAAUUCCCAAAUUGCGCUCCCCCCAAGCUACGCUCCCCCAAUUUACGCUCCCCCCGUUUUGAGCGUAAAUUGGGAUUAUAGUGUAGUUUACCUAAAAAACGGAAUGUUUAUCACGGCCAUCUGUACAUCAUCGUGAAAUCUAUGCGCCAUCCAAUUUUGAUCGGCAUUGGGAAAACUGCGUGAAUACGCACGUACAUCCCAAGGUCAAGUUCAAUUGAUUUGAUUAGAUCGGCGAUCGUUUACAAUCUUAUAGAGGCAACCUGCUAUGGCAAGUCCACUCGCGCCGUGAUUUUGUCUGCCUGCGUGGUGCGAAGGCGGCGGCAGCGGUACUGCUCGCGUAAAGCCCGUUAUUAAUGGGCCGUGCUGACACUUUGAACUCCCUGUUUGCAAGGUAGGAAGCAAACGCAUGCUCGUCGUUUAGACUAUUUAAGGGUCGACUAUUGUCGCGUUCGUCGUGCCUCAAAACUCUCUAACAUGUCUGACUGUCUAUUUUGCAUUGAACCGAGUCGUCGUCCAGACGUUGUCAUCCCGAGGGAGAGGAUCAGUGCGAUCAGUUGCUGAAGAGAUUUCAAGUUAAGCUAAGCAUAAUUGAGUUUUGUUCGACGUUCGGCGACGCGGUAUAUUACUAUGCGUUUCCUAGUUGGCUUAGGGAGCUUACUGGUGCUUUCCAUCGGAGCGGAACCAAUGUGGUCAUUGGCCUCGUCUAGCGAUGUGAGGGCUCCAUUCGUGGUCAGCUUGGAGAAUGAGGGAGGACAGUUCUGCUCCGGAACAGUGGUGACGAAUAACUGGAUUCUCACGGCUGCCAGUUGUGUUUGGAACAAACGAGCAAAAACGGUAUCUAUCGGCAUUCAACCACUUGAAGCCGAAACAGGUGGCUAUCAUCGUAGGGCUCACAGAAUCUACGUCCACCCGGAUUACUCAGAGCAAUCGCCUGCUUCGAAUAUAGCACUGAUUAAACUCAAACGUCCGAUCGAGUGGAAUGGCAACAUUGUGGUGAUGAGACUUCUAAACAACAGCGUCGAUCUGCAGAAGAUGACCCGUUGCCCGAUGGUUGGUUGGGACAGGAAUCAAAUUACUCCCAAUCUUUUGAAGCCGGUUGACCUGCUGCCCAGUAACAAGUGCUCAGACAAACCAGCCCAAAGUCUCUGUUUUAAUAAGACCAACGACGAUCAGCUGUGUCAUUUCAACGAAGGCAGUCCCGUACUCUGUCUUCAUGAGGAGAAGUUUGUCCAAGUAGGAUUUUUGUCCAGCAGGAAGGGCUGCGACAGCGGGAAUUCUACCAUUGGGAUCCGUAGUGUGGUGUACUUCAACGAGUGGAUUUUGGAAGUAAUUCAGCAUAAGAAUCUAGUGAUGGAUUUGAAAAAUGAAAUCGGAUACCUUAGGAGGCUUUCGAGAUUCAAUUGGCUGAUAUUGGCCGUUUUGGUUUUUGUGGCAAGUGUAGUGAUGAUCAUACAGGUUCUUAGAGCGAUGUUUCGACUGGUAUGAAUACUUUUGUGUGCAGAAUGGAAAUUGUUUCAAAUUAAUCAAUAAACUACAUUACUGAGGAAAUAGUUGAACUUUAUUUUCGAAAUAUUUGAUAGUGGGGUAAAAAAUGUGACAAUAUUUUUUGAGAGAAAUUCAUUCAAUCUAUUACUUAUUUUGAUUUUGGAUUGUUGUACAUUGCCGAAACAUUUGGAUGAAUUCUGAACGGUCGUUCUAGAGGUUUUAGACUGCAAAGCCAAGCUCUCACCAAUCGUUAUUACCACAACAGUCAAACUCUCGAACACCCAAAAGUUGUUGGGUAUAUCAAGGUUUUACAGAUGCUGAGUAAUUAAUAACUCAGAAAAAUAAUGUUGCAAUAAGGAGCAAAAUAUUACAAUCUGGACAUGAUUAUAAACAGAAGAUGAAUAAUAUCCAAUCUUCGAAAUAUGCAGUAAAUACGCUAUCGUUUGUUCCUUUGAAAACCUUCAAUGCCGUGAUCUGGCAAAGGGAGUUUUCCUACGUAAUCUCCUUGAUUAUUUUCAUAUCGGGCUUGGUGAUCUAGUGGCUACCGCUACUGAUUCGUAUGCAGAAGGUCAUGGAUUCAAUCCCUGGCCCGUCCCUUUCAUCCUACUCUCUCUCCUGGCCCGUCCCUUUACUCUCUCUCUCACUUCUCUACAUAUACAACUCAUGUAUAUUCAUAUGUUCAUAGCCAACGCUAGAACCAGGAACGAAUUGCAAAAAAAAAACCGUUUCCCUUCCUUCACAGCACAGUGUAUAUAAUAACGCUUACAAGUAAUGCAACCAUAGCGAACUGUGCCGCUUGACCUUCACUCACACCACACAAUCUAUCACCUUAUGAACACUAUAAAUAUCCCCUAUCCAUGGAUCGCAUCACCGACCCAACGGUGACUCCCAGAUCUUCCAUUCUUUCCGUCUAACAAAUACCCCAGUCCGUGAUGGUUGUGGGGAUGCAGAGGUGCUCUCGGUCUUUAGUAGUAACAACCAGCACACUCUACUAACAUUCCUUUCCCUUCCCAACUGAUUAUAAGGACGUGGCCGGCGCCGUUAUUGAUCAAAAAUGUUUGAGCUGCCUAAAUUGCACUUUGAGAAUAAGUGGAGUGUCCCAGCCCUUAUUCAUUUGGAUCCCAGUGCAAUAGAGCUUGCUGACGUUUAU
Messenger RNA from Aedes albopictus (Asian tiger mosquito), 3644 nucleotides. RefSeq names its product putative serine protease 42. The record is from RefSeq and is a predicted model, not a curated record. The transcript has 3 exons. The coding region runs from base 1637 to 2494 and encodes 285 amino acids. Gene Ontology annotation, molecular function: serine-type endopeptidase activity. Gene Ontology annotation, biological process: proteolysis. Lineage: Eukaryota; Metazoa; Arthropoda; Insecta; Diptera; Culicidae.